Molecule: messenger RNA, 3319 nt
Organism: Scomber scombrus (Atlantic mackerel)
Lineage: Eukaryota; Metazoa; Chordata; Actinopteri; Scombriformes; Scombridae
Gene: trip10a
Product: thyroid hormone receptor interactor 10a
Exons: 16
Coding region: 275-2059 (594 amino acids)
Biological process (GO): signal transduction
Molecular function (GO): protein binding
Source: RefSeq, a predicted model, not a curated record
UAUGAAAGCUAGUUUAUCCCUCUUUGCUUCGCUAUGAAAAAAAAAUAUAUUUGGACAAACUAGACUGACGACUACUAGCCAGAGUUAAUUAGUCAAUUAUGAUGCAGGUUUACAUUAUUUGUUAAAGUAAACAAAACCCGAGUGCGCAGCGGUUACUGAAGGAUUUAUCACCUCAGGAUUAUACUCGCCAGGGCCGUCCUCCGAGCUGCUGGGAUAACUUUGGAGAAGUUCUUUGUAUUCGGGAUAGUCAGACAGCUUGGCCGACAAGCUGAACAUGGACUGGGGCACAGAGCUUUGGGACCAAUAUGACAUCAUUGAGAAGCACACACAGUCUGGCCUGGAGCUGGUAGAGAAGUAUGUGAAAUUUGUGAAAGAGAGGACAGAGAUUGAGCAAAACUAUGCCAAACAACUGAGGAACCUUUCAAAGAAAUAUAGUCUAAAACGGAGUGGCAAAGAUGAACCAGAGUGCAGGUUGUCCAGCUACCAGUCGUUUUUGGACAUCCUGAAUGAGACGAACGACUACGCGGGGCAGAGAGAGCUCAUUGCUGAGAACAUGAUGAUGAGCAUUUGCAUCGAUCUCACCAAGUACCUGCAAGAGCUCAAGCAGGAACGGAAGACGUAUCUGAUGGAGGCCAAGAAGGCCCAGCAGAGUUUGGAGAGCACCUACAAGCAGCUCGACAGUAGUAAAAAGCGCUUUGAGAGGGAAUGGCGAGAAGCAGAGCGUGCAGCACAGUACGCAGAGAAGACUGAUCAAGACAUCAAUGCAACAAAAGCGGAUGUUGAAAAAGCCAAACAGCAGGCUCAUAUGAGAGCACACAUAGCGGAGGAGUGUAAGAAUGAUUACGCUGCCCAGCUCCAGAAAUUUAACAAGGAGCAGAACCAGUUCUACUUUAAUGAUAUGCCACUCAUUUUCAAUAAAUUGCAGGACUUGGAUGAGAAGCGAGUUCGGAAGUUGGCGCAGGGCUACAUUUUGUUCUCUGACACAGAGAAGCAUGUGAUGCCUAUCAUCGGCAAGUGCCUCGAAGGCAUUACAAAGGCCGGAACUAAUGUUAAUGAGAGAAAUGAUUCGAUGGUUGUUAUAGAACAGAACAAGUCUGGCUUUGAGCGUCCUGGAGAUUUGGAGUUUGAGGACUACAGUCAGGGCAUCAACAGAGCCUCCUCUGACAGUAGCCUGGGCACACCUAAAGGCCCCAUGGAACUUCUAGGAAAGAACAGGAGCAAAAACUUUUGGAUUUUCAGUAAAAGGAGUAAGCUCUCUCCCUCCACGCUUCCACCUUUCUCCACACCCCCCGCCCCCUCGCCCGCUAACGGACCCCCUUCCCCCAAGUUUGGCCGGGACCCCCUGUCGUACUGUUUGAAGGAGAUCAAUAAGACAGUCAAACCAAGAAUCUCUUCCUUCCGGACACUCAGGAGAUCGAAGUUUACACCAGAGAGACUGACGCCUACUGUGACAGAGGACUUCGGCCAUCUUCCUCCAGAGCAGCGCAGGAAGAGGUUACAACAGAAAUUAGAGGAAAUUUGCAAAGAGUUGCAAAAGGAAGUAGAUCAGAGUGAGGCCCUGGGGAAGAUGAAAGAUGUGUAUGAGAAAAAUCCUCAAAUGGGAGACCCUGCUAGUUUGGCAUCCCAAAUCAGCCAGACAUCCCAGAAUAUAGAAAGGCUCAGGGGAGAGCUCAACAAGUAUGAGACUUGGCUGGCUGAAGCAGGAGGUCGAGGGGACACUCUGCGUUAUAAAGCUCAUACAUUCAACAACAACGGAGCUCAUGAUGUACACAGCCCUGAUGGAGCUCACUCUGAUGAAAGCACUCCUGAUCCUUCCCAAGCUAUCUACGCCGAGUUUGAUGAUGACUUUGAGGAUGAGGAGCUAACUGCUCCUAUUGGGAAAUGCACAGCCAUGUACAACUUCCCUGGUGCCAGUGAAGGGACCAUCUCUAUGCAGGAAGGGGAGGUACUGGCUGUAGUAGAGGAAGAUAAAGGGGAUGGUUGGACCCGUGUCCGUAGGAGCAAUGGUGAUGAAGGCUACAUACCAACGUCUUAUGUCACCAUCGCGCUAAACAAAUGACAAACACAUGAGGAACACAAGAAGAAUUGAUCACUUCACAAAACUGUAUGCAGUUCUUCCCAUGGGACCAGUCAUAAAGAAGCCACAGCACUAUGAGCGGGACCACUGGUGUAUCCAGAGGAGGAUCCAAAUAUGGUGCUUUAAAUUCUGAAGAGAGGUGUCCCUCACGGGCGAAAAGAGUGGUGCUAACAGUAUGUUCCUGAUGGCUUACAAUUCCAGCCUGAGUUAUUGUAAUCCCAAUUACCUAAGCCACCUGAACCACAAGGUUAUUUCACUUUUUGAUAUCAUGUCAAUCAUUUUUUGGUUGUGGUUAAUAAGUAUUGCAUGGAUUUUAAGCACCAUCAUGGUACGAGCGCUUGCCUCGUUCCACAGCCUCAUAAGGCAUUAGCCUCUGAAUGUGAGAGGAAGGUGAAGAACAGGAGGAAGAUGAGUGAUGCCGCCAUCUUUACACUGUGUUAGUUACCAAUAACACUAAGGAGGAUAUAUACGAGCUGUUUCAGUUCCACAUUUCUCUCAAACCUGCCACUUUCUAGCUUCAAUAGCACUUGCAAAGAUGUGUGGCGCCAUCACUCUGCUUAAGCUUGGAAUGAAGAUCUUGAAGUGUCUUCCAGGGAAUUAGUGCAGUUUGGGGAAGAAUGCUUCAUUUUUGGUUUUCAGCUAUUUGUGAGGUCCUGUCAUGGUAUACCACAUGCACACAACUAUACAAAUACUUUAAUGUUCAGACAAUCACAGCCAUAUCAUCACUAAGUUUAUUUUCAACCUAUAGCAAUAACAAGGAUAUAGCUUCCAAUAUUUACAACCUAAAAAUUGUACUAGAAUAAUUUAUUACAAAUGUGUAUGUUAAAAGUUUGACAGAAGUUGUACUUUGUAUUAAGGAUUUUUUUCACAUUGUUUGUUUACCCUUGCACACACAGUGGACCAUUUGUAGCCACAAAAGGGAGUAAAUAAAUGCACACAUAAAAUGUGCUACAUUAAGAAUAUUGUAUUUAUGUACAAAUAAUAUAUGUUUUAGCUAUCACAACACCACUAUUGUCUUAUUAGCUUUUUUAACCAUUCAAAUAAAGAUUGUUACAUUGUGACAGGAAACUAGACUCUAAGACUCUAAUUAUGUUAAUUAUGUUAAUAUUUUUAAUAGUUUUAAUGUACUUCACACCUUCUCAAGUUGACCCAUGAGCUUGUUUUUGGAGCAAGCAGGAAGGAUGACUCUUCAAGUAGUUGCUCAUGUGUCUUUGGUGCCUUUCUGGUUAAAAGCAUUGUGUA